Messenger RNA from Cydia pomonella (codling moth), 6769 nucleotides. It is a transcript of the gene Ir8a, whose product is annotated as ionotropic receptor 25a. Lineage: Eukaryota; Metazoa; Arthropoda; Insecta; Lepidoptera; Tortricidae. Gene Ontology annotation, biological process: modulation of chemical synaptic transmission; synaptic transmission, glutamatergic; monoatomic ion transport. Gene Ontology annotation, molecular function: glutamate-gated receptor activity; transmitter-gated monoatomic ion channel activity involved in regulation of postsynaptic membrane potential. The coding region runs from base 280 to 2958 and encodes 892 amino acids. The transcript has 19 exons. The record is from RefSeq and is a predicted model, not a curated record. Gene Ontology annotation, cellular component: postsynaptic membrane; plasma membrane.
CAUUUCAGAUUUUGUUCUUAAAUUAUUUUCGGCCAGUGUUAAAAAAAUAUGUAGAUAAGUUUUGGAUGCGUUCAUAAAUAAACGUUUCUUUUUUAAUUCUAUUCAGUCAGGCCAGAUACAAUCAUGGCGUGUUAAACAUUAUAAUGUUUGAAAAACUACGCAUAAUAUUUUAUAUUUUCUUGACUUUAUUCAUACCUUACUUAUUACAGGAAUAUAUUUCGGUAAUAUUAUUAAAUAAAGUAAAAAGCUGCGGCUCUUGCGGUUCUUGUCGAUAUUAAAAUGGAUUUCUGCUGUUUGUUUUUGGCUAUUUUUAUUUUUAAUUUGGGAUGUGUGGCUUCGGAGUUGAGUUUACGAUUCGUUUUCAUAAUAGAAUCGCAUGAACAAGACCUGCCGCAGCUCAUCGGCAGAGCCCUUAAGUUUGCUGAGGAGGCCCAACCAGACCUGAGAGUGAGCGAGGCCAUCGUCUCGCUAGACAGAGAAAACGAAGAUGAAAGCUACAGACAAUUGUGCUCCGCACUAUCAAACAGCGUGUCAAUCAUAGUUGACCUGUCCUGGUCGCCAUGGGACUCGCUAGAGGAGCUGUCCAGCGCCGCAGGCGUGCCCCUGGUGCGAGCGCGACUCGGAUCGCAGCACCUGGUCAGGGCUGUGGACGAGUAUCUGGAGUCGAGGAACGCUACGGACGCCGCGCUGCUCAUGGAGAGCGAGGCUGACGUGGAUCGGACCCUCUACGAGCUUCUCGGCGAGUCCAACAUCCGCGUGUGGGUGCAUGCUGGCCUCACCCGGGAUUCUGCACGUGCAUUGAAAACGAUGCGGCCUGAGCCGAGCUUCUUCGUCGUUGUCGGCAGCGGGGCGUUCGUCACCGAUACUUAUAAAAGGGCUGUCAAAGAGAAGUUAGUCCGCCGCGACUACCGCUGGAACCUGGUGCUGACGGAUUACUCGAACCUGGAGCUGCAGCCCGUUAAGCCAGCUAUGGUGCUGCAGGUGGAUGCUGCGGAGUGCUGCAAGGUCAUGGGGCAGAAGGAUGGGUGCAGCUGUUCACAGGAUUUUGAGCGAAAGCAGCCAAUCCUCUCCGCCCUACUCCAACUCCUGGCGGAAACAUACUCCAAGCUGGACGACGAUGACUUCACAACCAGGGUAGACUGCGACAACCUGGUGCCGGAGAACGGCACCAGGUCGAAGGUCUAUCGGCAGCUGGCUGAGGAGUUGGGAGCUUCGAAUGAGAGCCUGUUUUAUUGGGAUGGUGAAAGGUCCGGGAUCUUCCUCCGCUCCCGUUUCAUUCUAUCAACACUGAAGCCAGACAUAGGUCCGCAGCAUGCAGCCAUCUGGUCCGCUGAUGACGAGUACAAGCUGCUCCCGGGAGUAACCUUGGAACCACUAAGACAGUUCUUCAGGAUUGGUACUGCUCCUGCCGUACCCUGGACGAUGCCAAAGCUAGAUUCGAACACUGGAGAGCCCAUGUUCAACGAAGAUGGAGAACCAAUGUAUGAGGGCUACUGUAUCGACCUCAUACAGAAGCUGUCUGAGUCAAUGGAUUUCGACUACGAGAUAAUUACCCCUAAAACGGGCACGUUUGGUCGAAGACUGGCCAAUGGGACGUGGGAUGGUGUUGUCGGAGAUCUCAUGAGGGCUGAGACUGACAUAGCGGUGUCAGCAUUGACCAUGACGGCUGAAAGAGAGGAAGUGAUCGAUUUCGUGGCACCGUAUUUUGAGCAGAGCGGCAUACUAAUUGUGAUACGAAAGCCUACUCGGAAGACGUCCCUCUUCAAAUUCAUGACCGUACUUCGAACUGAAGUGUGGCUGAGCAUCGUGGCUGCACUAGUUUUGACCGGCUUCAUGAUCUGGCUGUUGGAUAAAUACUCACCUUAUUCAGCGAGGAAUAAUCCUGAUGCUUAUCCUUACCCUUGCCGAGAAUUCACUCUUAAAGAGAGCUUCUGGUUCGCGCUGACCUCCUUCACCCCCCAAGGUGGAGGGGAGGCUCCGAAAGCGCUGUCGGGACGCACAUUGGUGGCUGCUUAUUGGUUGUUUGUGGUGCUUAUGUUGGCUACGUUCACGGCAAAUUUGGCGGCUUUUCUGACGGUUGAGAGGAUGCAGACACCUGUAUCUUCUUUGGAACAGUUGGCACGCCAAUCUAGGAUUAACUACACCGUCGUAGAAGGCUCCACCAUACACCAGUACUUCAUCAAUAUGAAGUUUGCUGAAGACACACUGUACAGAGUGUGGAAGGAAAUAACACUGAACGCGACAUCAGACCAGUCUCAGUAUCGGGUCUGGGAUUAUCCAAUCAGGGAGCAGUACGGACACAUAUUGUUGGCCAUCAAUGCUUCUAUGCCUGUUCCAGACGCUAAGACCGGGUUCCGACAGGUAGACGAGCAUACGGAUGCCGAUUUUGCUUUCAUACACGACUCCGCCGAAAUCAAAUACGAGGUGACCCUGAACUGCAACCUAACUGAGGUUGGCGAGGUAUUUGCAGAGCAGCCUUAUGCCAUCGCCGUGCAGCAGGGCUCCAGGCUUCAAGAGGAACUGUCCAGGGCUCUGCUGGACCUUCAGAAGGAGCGACUAUUGGAACAGCUGGCUGCUAAGUACUGGAAUGAAACAGCACGACAACAAUGCCCUGAUGCUGACGAGUCUGAGGGUAUCACUUUGGAAAGUUUAGGCGGCGUGUUCAUAGCGACUCUUUUCGGCCUCGGUCUCGCCAUGAUAACCCUGGCCUGGGAAGUUUUCUACUACAAACGAAAAGAGAAGAACAAAGUACGGCAGGAGGAUGAGGAAACUAAGCCCAAGAAGGCCUUCGAGAAGGAUCUAGAGAAGAAGAUUGCUGGUGGUGUAGCCAGGCUGAGGAAGCGAGACAAAAAAGAGAAGAAAGGGCAAGUGACUAUCGGCGACACGUUCAAACCGGUGUCAGAAAAGGAUGGCGUUUCUUACAUUAGUGUUUAUCCCAAGACCGAGUACAAACCGUAGAUAUAGGGAGCGUGCAUGAACUAUAGGAGGCAGCACAGGAGCCGUCAAAUUUUUGGCGCGAGGCGUAAAUGUGAUGUUUAUUGUUCCGAUGUAGCCCACAAGAUGGCAGAACCUACUAUGCACAAGAAAACACGUGACGUGUACAUGUGCAUGUUUAUGGUUCCGAUUCAGGCCACAAGAUGGCAGACCCUCCAACGCGCACGGUCUCUAUAGUCAAUAUAAUUUUAACCAUGAUAUAAUUUAUUAUUUAUUUUAUUAUUAUUAUUAAUUUAGUAGCGGAUAUAGGUAAAAUCGAAGUGAGCUAAUUCUUAGGAUCUAAAUAAUUAUUACAAAACAAUAAUAUUUUUUUGAAUAAAUGAAGGAGUAAUCUGUUUCUAUUUAAUAACACUUGACCAAAAGAAUUUGAAAUAGAGGUGUAUUGUCAAAGAAAACUUUGUGGUGACGUAAAUUUACUGCCAUCUUUCGGCACAUAAUUAAAACUUUUAGAACGCCAUUUGACUUUGAUCCUUAUUUUUUCACUGAUAUGUGUUCAAUUUGCUAAAUAUCAAAAAGUGGCGCCAUCUAAUAGAUCAAAGGCCAAAGGUAUAGCACAUCGUUUCGAGCGAUGACGCCAUAACCUUAAGGUAGUGUCCGGUAAGAUGGCGCCACUUUUUGAUAUUUAACAAAUUGAACACAUAUCAGUGAAAAAAUAAGGAUCAAAGUCAAAUUGCUGUCUAAAAGAUUUAAUUAUGUGUCGAAAGAUGGCAGUAAAUUUACGUCACUAGUUUUCUUUAACAAUACACCUCUAUUUCAAAUUCUCUUUGCACUUGCAUAUGUCGGCGGCCGAUUGUGAUAUCACGCAGAUCGUAAUGUUUUGACGACAGUCACAUUAAACCAACAAAUAGGUAGAAUAGGUUCGUUAGGUUGCUUCCGAUGCCCGAGGGGCAAACUGUCCAGAAAUAGGAGCCCCGAGCAGGGCUCCGUCGACUCAGGGAACGAGACAAAGAUUUUCACGUUUUACGAUAUGCCUAGGAAUCUCACAAUCUGCCUGAUCUUACGAUCGAACGCAGACAAUAAGAUAAAAACUGUACACCAAAGCACUUAGCAUCAUACAGAGUGUCCGACCGAAACAUUAUUUUUGUCGAAACCAAAGGCUCGGUUUUGGCUCUAGUUUCGGCCGAAACCGAAACUUUUGUAGACAUGUUAAAAACGUUAUAAAAAAUCAUAAAACCGCUUUUAUACACAUAUUAAGACUGUCGACCGUCUAGUGGCACCCUCAUUAGGGGAUUUAUGUUUUCCAAUAAAUCAAUUAAUUUCAGUUUAUUAAUAUUGUUGUCCUAUUUGUUUCCCAACGUUUGGUGUUGGCUAGGGAAUGCAAUAACCGGGCGUUUUUCAUUACCGGUAAUUUACCGACGCGAGGUCCCACUAACCGGUUAACCGGUAAAUUACCGGUUAUACGUUUAUGAAAUAAAAAACAUUGAUUUUGCAUUAUUAUUGAUUGUGUCCAUUUUCGUCAGUAACCUUUAAAAAUAAUCAACAGCACGUUAUAGAAACAUCGACAAAACAAAAUAAUGAAAAUAAACUAUAAACAUUAAACAAGAUAUAUUUACUAAUCAUAUUAAAUAAAAAAUCAAACAUGUAUCAUUUCAAAGCGAAAUGAACUUGUACAUUAAAUAAGUAACAUCAAACUUUUUUAAUUCUUUAAAAAUCGCAGUAAUCAAAGGGUAACAAAAAUUAUAAAUAAAGAGGGACAGUCGUCAUUUAAAUGUCAUACAAGUUUGCAUUUACACAUCUAUCAAUAUAAUAUUGUUAUUAAAGUAACUAAAACCGUAAUCAACAUUCAUUAAAAUCUAGUAAAUAUAAGAAAUAAAAAAUUAACAGCAAGAUUAGUUUCAUAUCAUUUUAACACUAGUUACUUUAAAAUUGCACUUUAAGAGGCCGUUAUCGAUUUUAGUCGCAAAAAUGUCAAAUUGAUAGAUUAAGCGCAUGAAAUUGUACACCUUUUGUUAACUAUUAAAAAUAACAAGUACUGGUUUCUUUUAGCACGUCUUGUUAUCUUUGAUUAUAUUUUUUUUUUUUUUAAACAGACUCAAUUAGUAAUGAAUUUUUUUUCUGAUCGACGUUUAGGUAAACGCGCGAAAAGCAGUGAUUUUGUCAAUCUUAUUUGUAAAUUUCGUUAAGUUUGGACUGCUAAAAAUGGUAAUUUUGUAUUACACAUAUCCUGUACUUCAACUUUAAUAAACUACAUUUUUGUUACUAUAAAUUUGAAGUAGUGUAAAUGAAAGUUAGACGAAAUAAAUUUUCUCCAGAAAUUACUUCAAAAUAAGUGACAAUUUCUCUGAAAAUUGACUUAAUUUCAACGUAAUUUUGAUACUUAAACAAUCUACAACAUUUGCUGAAACUGUUCUUAUACAUCAUUUUGUAUAAUUUACUACCAUAAUUUAUAUGAAUUUUUAAAAACUAUCCCUUCUCGUCACCUAUUACCGGGGAUGCACGCUUGCGACCUCAUUAUUAAAAGGCAAGAUGAAAAAACGUGCUAAUAGAAACCAAUACUUGUUAUUUAGAUAUUACGUAACAAAAGGUGUACAAUUCCAAGGACUAAAUCUAUCAAUUUAAAAUUUUUGCUCUAAAAUCGUUACCGGGCUCUUAAGAUAGGAGUUGGAAUCAGGAACAUGUCAUCAUCAGAUCAUUCUGUUAAUUAGAACCAGCGGUAGAAAAUGUUCUUUCGCAUUCCACACUUGUCGGACACUACAGACUAAAACAAAGGACACUGAACAUAGUAAGGCGGGUCGGGUAGGGGUGGCGAGAAGGGAAAGGGCGAGGGAUUAGCGACCACUCAUUUGUCACAAAACAUUGCUUCCUAGUUUCACUCCGACGAGAUCAUAAGAUGCAGAAAAGUAAGUAUUUUAAGUGUCUCUUCGUAAUCGUAAACCGUAGUAAUUGUUUUUUUUUGUAAGUACGAAGACAUAGAUGGGCUAAUUCAACAGGUUGUUACAUUUUUAUUUGCCUAUACAACGUUCGGUAAAUUCCCGGUUACGGCUGGAAAUUACCGGUAUUUUACCGACUGUAAUAUUGGUCAAAUUACCGGGUAACCGGUUAACCGGUUAACCGGUUAGCAUUCCCUAGUGUUGGCACAGUUUAGUUUCAAAGUUUUUUUUUUUUUUUUUUAAUUUAUUUGAAUCAAAAGAAGAUUACAAAAAGCCUUAAACUACUAAUCUGCCAAACUGCAGUACAGUUUGUUGGCAGAAAAAAAAAACUAAAUCUACCCUCCAUCAACUAGUAUUGUAAAUAUUAAUAACUAUAGCCGUUUUUGCAUACGUAUGUAUAUUGUAAGAGGUACAGUCAAGGUAUUAAAUAUCGAUACGGACAUAGUGCCAUAAAUAUGUAUACACGACCUUAUUGCCUAUAUAUUAAGGUAGUGUGUACAUAUUUUUGUCACUUUGUCCGUAUCGUACCAUUUCAUGGCCGAAAGGUACGGCCGUUGUUCGGCCGAAAUCGGAACUACGGCCGAAACUGGCCGAAACUGAAUCUUCGGUCGGAUACUAAAUAGUCCACAACUGCAAAAUAUUGCUAUCAGAGACAAAUACAACGAAAUAAUGAAGCUGCUACCAUAAUUUUAACCUUUUGACCGCCAAAGACAUCAUAUGAUGCGCGUGGCUACAGCCCAAUAUCAACCUUCAUGCGUACCGACAAGGUUCACGAUUACGCGCCGCGUACGAUAGGUGAGGCGUUCAAAAGGUUAAAAUGCAUUUGCCGUAGGACUUAGCUCAUCUUACAUAAUACAGUAAAAAUUAUAUUUGCAUAAUAACAAGAAAUAUAAAAAAAAAAUUAA